AUGGUAUCUGCACCGUCAUCAUUCGUGGCGUAUGCAGCAACAACUACUACUCCUUCCUAUUUACCUGCUAUUCCUUCCAAUGUCGUAGCCUCCGCUAUUUCGACUCAGACAAAUGUCAGGGUAUAUGCUGGUAGUAGCGCCAAUGAUAUCAUUUCCAAGCCAAGAGUAAUUAUCACUCAAUUACAAUACCAAGAAUGUGUUUUUGUGGUUGAAAGUUUAAAUCCCAUUGUAGAUUCAUCAGGGGAGAAAUGGUUAUUGAUAAACAUUCCAAUGCAAACAUCUGUUAAUCAAGAUGGCACUACUUCAGGUGUUCAAGGAUUUGUUAAAAGAGAUGCGCUCUAUAUUCUUGUAACUUCAACUUCAAAGAUUAAGUCAUCUACAAAUUUGAUGGUUGAUAUUUGCCCAACUAUGAGUGAUAUCACUUCACUUACUUCAACAGAUUACUCCAAUUCAAAAUUAAGCAUUGUGAAGAGUAUUACUGCACAAUUAUUCAAAAGAAGAUGUAGUGCAUCUGGAUGUACUAAGGAAGAUUUAAUUUUCAAAUUAUCUUUUGGAACUCUUCUUUACUAUGAAACAGCAGACAAAUCUGAUGGAUGGAGAAACGUAAAAAUUAUCACUGGAAAUGGAACAUUGGACUCUUCACAAUCAUUCAACACUCUCUUUCAAGAUGCUUACAUUCGAGAGAGUGAUAUUACGACUUUUAAAGAGUCAUCAAGAGAACGAAUUUCUGCAGUUGUAAGACCAGAUCCAGACUCUACAAAUUGGGAUCAACAUCCUAUUACAAAAUAUGGUUUGCAACUUAUAGGAUGUAAAUAUGCAUUGGGAGGAAGAAGCAUGUUCGACAUCAACUCUAGUGAUUACACAGGCAUGGAUUCAAGUGGACUUACAAGCCUUCUAUACAUGGUUACUUUUAGCAAAAGAAUUCCACGCAGUAUUAAUGACCAAUAUAAGGCUGCUGAUUCAAAGAUAUCCAUGAAUGGUUUUCAUGUUGGAGAUUUAAUUUUUCUUUCGAACACGACAUCAGAUUCAAUGACCAACGUGAUGGUAUUCGCAGGAAAGGACUCUCAAUCGAAUGAGGAGUUUAUUAUUGAAUCAACAGAAAAUGGAGGUGUAAAAAUUAUGACCGUAUCACAAAGAUUGGGAGUCAAGUCUAUCCGAGGUUUGUCAAGUGGAGACUCUGUUUUGAAUGGAAAGUUCAAGUUUUACUAUGCCAGCUUCUUUGAGAGAUCUAUCCAGGAUGAGAGAUUUAUAAUUGAGCUUCUGUUAUAUAUCUUUGUAUUAGGAACUGUUCUUCUUGCAAUUAUGUUUAUUGUAACCAAACAUGUUUACAAAAAGAUCAAAAUUUGUGUGAAAGGAUCUGUGGCUGCGCGAAGAUACAGUAACAUCUAA
This is a messenger RNA of Naegleria fowleri, 1389 nucleotides long. RefSeq lists its product as uncharacterized. The record is from RefSeq and is a predicted model, not a curated record. The transcript has a single exon. Lineage: Eukaryota; Heterolobosea; Eutetramitea; Acrasida; Naegleriidae. Bases 1 to 1389 code for a protein of 462 amino acids.